Schistocerca piceifrons (Central American locust) is the source of this 867-nucleotide messenger RNA. RefSeq names its product ankyrin repeat and death domain-containing protein 1B-like. Gene Ontology annotation, molecular function: protein binding. NCBI's taxonomy places the organism in Eukaryota, Metazoa, Arthropoda, Insecta, Orthoptera, Acrididae. The record is from RefSeq and is a predicted model, not a curated record. The transcript has 3 exons. The coding region runs from base 181 to 867 and encodes 228 amino acids.
UCAACCGCCGAUAGAUACCGUUGAGAGCAGGAGUGGACUAUGCGUCAUAGUCCAUUUGUGCUCUAUGCUCUCCGUCCACUGCCAUUGCGCGUGACGCCGGCGAACGAAAGACUUGUGUAUUUAGUGUGGAACAACGUAUUGGACCAGUGACCACGUGGACGUGUAUUUCAGUUGAUCAGCAUGGCAGCCCCUGCGAAAAGCGUGGAGGAGCAAUUGGAAGAGAUGUUUGCGUCCGAUGGGGAAGUGCCGGGAGACGCGAGAGCGAGCACGGCUGCAGCAACAACUGUUCCAGAGGACGUGCCAGAGACGAACGACGAUGCCGUGGUACGGAGCCGAGGAAAGAAGCGCCUUAGAAACGAAGAUAAAUGGCUUCGUAACGUUAGGAAAGAACGGAGAGCUCUAGGUCAAGAGUAUGUAAACCGUAAGGGUAACCUUGUACCUCGAAAGGAAUUGCGGAAAAUCAGCGAGUGUACGUGCCGGUAUGAGUGCCACAAACACAUCAACGAAGAACAGCAGGAACAAGUGUUCAAUGAGUUUAAUAAUUUAGGCAGCCACGAUCUGCAGUCGGCUUUCCUGUUUACCAUGAUUAAAGUCGUUGAUAAAGCACGGUCUUACAAAACUAGUGUACUGCAUGAGAGAGAAGUUGGCAGGCAGUCGCUGAUAAAAGAAGAAAAGAAUAACGCCAGGGAUGGGCGGGGGCGGACGCCGCUGCACCGGGCGGCAGAGAGGGGCCACGCAGAGGCGGCGGCUGAUCUCCUCCUGGCGGGGGCGGACAGGGGGGCCCGGGAUGACAAAGGCAGGACCCCCCUGUACAUCGCCAGGCAGAACAGAAAGCGGCUGCUGGUGGAUAUGCUGAGACAACGCUGA